CUAUGAUUUCAUAUUUUUCUAUUCACAUUUUUCAAGGAUGCAGCUACCGGGCGACGACGAGGUCACGUGUUUUGUAAGAUGUCGAGAUUCUGAAUUGAAUUCAUCUUCUUUGAAUUGUUGCCUUGGUAACAUCAGUGGCGACGCGAUAGAAGACAGCGAGGAGGUGAUAAGCAAUUGCAUUACACUUAGCCGACCAGGGCAGGAGGAUAACUAUGAGCUUCUUUCAUAUCCAAUUGUCAUCGCAAUACCAUACCAAAUAAAUGCUCGAGUGGCGAAUACAAAGGAGCUAAUUGUCAAGCAGCGGGUCGUCAGGGAAGAGGUGGUUUCGGAGGAAAACCCAGAGAUUGUUAAGACCGUGGAAUGGAAAAUAUUGCAGCCAUUAGCGACUGAUUCCAGUCUACCUGAAUACAAGGGCCAGUUAGUUGAGGUGGCAGUAACUCGAUUGACGUCAUUUGCAGUUGUAGCGCGCAUGGUCAACGACAAAAUGACCAUCAAUAAGAAAGGAGGGGUUAUAAAGUCGACAGCUGAUCAUCGUGUGACAAUCACCUACCCCCAGGGGGUGUGCACUUUGAUGAACGUCUCGCUACAGGUUCAACCUGCUGAGUCAGUUGCUGCCGAUUUGAAAACUCGAUUUCGACAUUGCUCGGACUUGAUCGGGGCCAGUCCGAUUCUUCACAUGACGCACGCCCCAAGCAAGAAGUUCGACAAGCCCAUAACUGUUUCCAUUCCUUGCCCUCCGAAUCCAAAUAAGGGCAGUACACCAGCCACAGGCAAAGUCACAAAGUCCGAGAAGAAAGAAAUAGAGCCAAUGCUACCGGAAGGUGCAAUUAUAAUUCGCAAGACAAAGAAGAGUAGUUACGGUGGAGACGCCGCUGAUGAUUUUCUCCAUGCUUUGUACAAACAAUCAGAAAAUGGUUCGUGGAACGAUUUGGAAAAAGUGGAAAUAAAACAAGUUCGAAAGGAUGUUGUGACCCUCGACUUGAAAAGACCAGUCGAGAGCUUAUUAGUUGUACGGAUGGGCGUAGAAACAAAAUACACUCCGAAGCAGAUCGCCAACACGUUUGAGCAAGCUUUACAAGUAAAAUACGCAAAUAUAAUCCUUUAUCACAAAGUUGAGAGGCCUGAGAAAAUUAUCGUUCAGAUUGUGCCAAUCCGCCAGUUGGAUAGCGCCCUAAGACGGCUAAAUAAUGACAACUACGAUGGACCUCCGGAUCCUAGUGCAGAUAUACCAAUGACUGAAGGUCAAGAAAUUACAAUAAGGCUCACUGGUAACAUCAGGAUUGUAGGUCACGAUGAACUCAAGUUAACGUUCCACACUCAACGAACCAACAUGGUAGAAUUUACCAUAAAAGAAAACAAUAAAUUUGGAAACUACAGUUCUUCAGAAUAUCGUGGCGUUGCCGAAUUUUAUGGACGGUCGCGAGUGACGGUCCAUGAACCAGACGAUCCGGAGGAAAUCCUUCUCCGUGAGGCGGAAGCGAAGGCGGCUGAGAAACAGAACAAGAAGUCGUCUGACUUCGGAGGAGCAAAAGGGCAGAAGGAACAGAAAGCAAAGGAAAAACUGGAGACGAAUUUGUCGAGAGCACCACCAGACCUCCUAUGUAAACUUGCAGUGUCUAUACCAAAGUCUGAGCCAGAUCCAUUAAUGCCGCCAAGUCGUUAUAGGACAAUCGCUCUAAAUGGUGAAGGCAUUGUGUCUAACGAGAAUCUAAUAUGGCUUUCGAAGGAACUAGGCUCCGAAUGGGAAUCAUUAUCAGCAUAUCUUGGUAUCAAAAGAAAUCGUAUACAGAGCAUCAAAAGAAACAAUCCACAAAAAAUGGAGGCCCAGAUUUUAGAUAUGUUGGUCACGUGGCGUAGCGUGAUGCCAAAGGCGUACAAUAAAGAAAGAAAGCUAUGUGCUGCCCUAGUAAAAUGUGGACGUUAUGAUCUAUCUGACGAAUUGAAGGAAAGAAAGGCAGAUAUGGAAAACAAAGGAUCAGCGGAUGGUGCAGAAUAAUAGUUUGACUGCCAGUUUCAAGAUUAUUAAUAUUAAAAUGGUUGCCAUAUUAUCAAUACAUAAAUUAGGCCAACAUAGGCCUAUAUGAACUUAAAUGUUUUUGCCGGAGGUAUACAUCGAGAACCUAGUCCAAUGGAGAGGGUUUGAGUACUGGAGGUCCCCCAGAUAUAAGCAUAAUUAUAUAGGAACACCUUAUUGUUGUUGGAACAGCCACUGGCGGUUCAAACAGGAUGGACCAUACGACUAUUUUUUGGAAAUUGUAAAGACAAAACAGUGAGCAUGCACCUAUAUCUCUCAUCUGAAUCCCCCACUGUCCUGGUCUAGGCUAAAUCGCGAUUUCCUAAUAGAGCCUAAUAAAGUAACUUUAUCUAUGAAAUGAAGUAAUGCAAAUUUAUACGACAAUAUCAACUGAUGCUAAGAGAAAUUAGCAAAAGAUCACCUUGUGAUUAUGACCGUGAAGGCUUGGCGCAAAAGCAUAGCUCAUUAAAUUAACCACCCGAGAUCGAAAUGUAUACACUCAUCAAACUAAUUAUUAUCUUUGCUUAAUUUCCAUAAAAUGUAGGUGUUGAUUUGGUUUUGAGUUAACACUUUAAGCAUUAACGCAUUGGUAUUCUGUAAUUAAAGAGUAUGGUUUAUUUAAUGUUAUUGAACGCAUCGAAGCUCCGACAAUUUGCGCUACAGAAGUAUAACAUUAUUAUUAUUAUUAUUAUUAGUUAAAAAAGUGACAGGCAAUAGAGGUGACAUCAUUAAUCAAUCGAUUUUCUGUCAAUCAGUGAGUGAUAAUCAAAACAAUCAUAACUUUCGGGCGUACGACUGAGGGUAGGCCUACUGUUAUUAUGCCUACUAUUUAUAUUGAACAAUCAAAGUCUUGUUCUGUGUUGCUGUACAGUCCCACAAUGCUAAAGUCUACAUGUACAUUUCUCAAACGCUUUCUGCAUCAUAUAUGCAUACUGUAGUAUUAAUGUUUUUGUUUAUUUUGGAUGAAAAAUGAGAAUAAAAUAUAUUAAAAUCAUUUA
Anneissia japonica is the source of this 3012-nucleotide messenger RNA. Its product is annotated as death domain-containing protein 1-like. The record is from RefSeq and is a predicted model, not a curated record. Lineage: Eukaryota; Metazoa; Echinodermata; Crinoidea; Comatulida; Comatulidae. Bases 38 to 1996 code for a protein of 652 amino acids. Gene Ontology annotation, molecular function: protein binding. The transcript has 9 exons. Gene Ontology annotation, biological process: signal transduction.